AUGACUGAGGAUGUUGACGGACAUAUCCAUGACAAGUUUGACCUUCAGAAGAGACUUGGAAAAGGAGCAUACGGAAUUGUAUGGAAGGCAGUUGAUCGAAGAACAAAGGAAGUGAUCGCUUUAAAAAAGAUAUUCGAUGCUUUCCGAAACAAUACCGAUGCGCAGCGGACUUUUCGAGAAGUUAUGUUUCUUCAGGAAUUUGGGAAACAUCCAAAUAUUAUCAAAUUAUACAAUAUAUUUCGAGCAGAUAAUGAUAGAGAUAUUUAUUUAAUUUUCGAGUAUAUGGAAGCAGAUCUUCAUAAUGUGAUUAAAAAAGGCACAAUUUUAAAGGAUGUGCACAAACAGUAUAUUAUGUGUCAGCUGUUUCGAGCAAUACGGUUCCUUCAUUCCGGCAAUGUUCUUCAUAGGGAUCUCAAACCAUCAAACGUCCUUCUCGAUGCCGAUUGCCGUGUGAAAUUGGCUGAUUUUGGGCUUGCUAGAAGUCUCUCCUCGAAGAUGCCCGAUCUCACUGAAUAUGUGGCCACUCGUUGGUAUCGCAGUCCGGAGAUUCUUCUAGCUGCAAAACAGUACACAAAAGGUGUCGAUAUGUGGAGUUUAGGAUGCAUUUUGGCUGAAAUGCUCAUUGGACGUGCCUUGUUUCCUGGAUCCUCAACGAUAAACCAAAUCGAGAGAAUCAUGAACACGAUCAGCAAGCCAUCAAGAGCUGAUAUUGCAAGUAUUGGCAGCUACUACGCGGCUUCGGUGCUAGAGAAGAUGCCGCAAAAUCCGCGAAAGCCAAUCGAAUCGAUCAUCUCGAGCUCGAGCCCAGCGGUUGACAUGAUUCAGAGGCUUCUCAUUUUUGCCCCGCAUAAACGAAUGAAUGUCGAACAAUGCUUGGUGCAUCCUUAUGUCGUGCAAUUUCAUAAUCCGUCAGAAGAACCAGUGCUUUCUUACGAGGUAAACUUACCGCUUCCUGAUCACGUUCAAUUACAAGUCGACGACUACCGCAAUGAGUUGUACAGGUUGAUUAGUGAGAAAAAGAUGAAUGCCCAGAAGAUUCAUCAUGAACGGAUUCCUCCUGUGACUCGUGAUCAAAGUCGAGCUCCGAUUGCUCAGGCUGAGUGCAGUGAUACGGAUUACGAUACAGCUCGAAGUCUAGCGAGGGCCGUCAGCGUUGAUAAGAAUGCGAGCUCCCACGAGAGUAGCAGUGGGACAUUGAGAGAACGCGCUCAAUCUGCGGAUAGUCGCUCGUCAAAAGAAGGAUCAUCAAGUGUGAAAAAGUCGAACUUCUCGACAAAAGAGCGGCGAAGAUCGAUCGAGCGCGCAAAAUUGUUCGCCAACAUGGCGCCAUCGAAACUUCUGCAUUCUCAUAAAUUGAUCUCCAAUUAUUAG
Molecule: messenger RNA, 1371 nt
Organism: Caenorhabditis bovis
Lineage: Eukaryota; Metazoa; Nematoda; Chromadorea; Rhabditida; Rhabditidae
Source: the annotation of a GenBank genome assembly